Messenger RNA from Octodon degus (degu), 2662 nucleotides. It is a transcript of the gene Gpr156, whose product is annotated as G protein-coupled receptor 156. NCBI's taxonomy places the organism in Eukaryota, Metazoa, Chordata, Mammalia, Rodentia, Octodontidae. The coding region runs from base 1 to 2424 and encodes 807 amino acids. The transcript has 9 exons. Gene Ontology annotation, biological process: G protein-coupled receptor signaling pathway; gamma-aminobutyric acid signaling pathway. Gene Ontology annotation, molecular function: G protein-coupled GABA receptor activity. The record is from RefSeq and is a predicted model, not a curated record. Gene Ontology annotation, cellular component: G protein-coupled receptor heterodimeric complex; membrane.
AUGGAGCCUGAAAUAAACUGCUCUGAAUUUUGUGACAGUUUUCCUGGCCAGGAGCUGGAUCGGAGACCCCUUCAUGAUCUCUGCAGGACAACAAUUACCUCUCCCCAGGACAGCAGCAAUACCAUCUCUUCAGUAUCUCCUGCCCUCUUGGGUAUUGUUUGGACUUUUCUCAGCUGUGGAUUGCUUUUGAUGUUCUUCUUCCUUGCCUUUACAAUUCGCUGCAGGAAGAACAGGAUUGUGAAGAUGUCCAGUCCCAAUCUGAACAUUGUGACCAUAUUGGGCAGUUGUUUGACUUACACUAGUGCUUACCUCUUUGGAAUUCAAGGUGUUUUAGUGGGGAGCUCAAUGGAAACUCUCAUCCAGCUAAGACUGUCCCUGCUGUGCAUUGGGACCUCCCUUGUGUUUGGCCCCAUUCUGGGGAAGAGCUGGCGACUCUACAAGGUGUUUACCCAGCGGGUCCCGGACAAGAGAGUGAUUAUCAAAGACCUGCAGUUGCUGGGGUUGGUGGCAGCCCUAGUGAUGGCUGAUGUGGUCCUGCUUGUGACAUGGGUACUGACCGAUCCUGUCCAGUGCCUGCAGAUCCUUGGUGUCAGCAUGACGGUGACAGGGAGAGAUGUGUCCUGCUCUUUGACCAACACACACUUCUGUGCUUCGCGGUACUCUGAUGUCUGGAUCGCUCUCGUUUUGGGAUGCAAGGGGCUGCUUUUGCUGUACGGCGCCUACCUGGCUGGCCUGACAGACCACGUCAGCUCUCCUCCUGUGAAUCAGUCCCUCGCCAUCAUGGUCGGGGUCCACCUGCUGGUCCUGGCUGCGGGGCUGGCUUUUGUGGUCACCAGAUACUUGCACACCUGGCCCAACCUGGUCUUUGGACUCACAUCUGGAGGCAUCUUUGUCUGCACAACCACAAUCAACUGCUUCGUCUUCGUGCCCCAGCUGAAGCAAUGGAAGGCAUUCGAAGGGGAAAACCAAACAAUCAGACGCAUGGCCAAGUAUUUCAGCACUCCCAGCAAAAGCUUCCAGCCACAGUUUGGUGAGGAGCAGAACUGCCACCCUCGGGCCGAGAAGAGCUCCAUGGAGAGGCUGCUCACGGAGAAAAAUGCUGUGAUUGAAAGCCUGCAGGAGCAAGUGAACAAUGCCAAAGAGAAGCUAGUGAGGCUGAUGUCUGCGGAGUGUGCCUAUGAUUCCCCAGAGUCGGUUGUCCCACCCACUUCCUCCCAGGGCAAAGGGGUCUCCACUGCAGCCUCUGCCCAUGGCAUGGCACAAGGACCCUCAGGAUACUCCUCUGGCCCUCAGAAUGAUGCCAGCAUAGCUGCCCAGGACCCCUGUUGCACUUCAGUCCCUUUCCCACGAAUGCAAAGCCACCAGGUCCCUGAAAGGAACACCAGCCCUUCCCUGGGCCAGGAGAAGAUACCUGACUUGAAAGACUCCUCUGAUCACUUAGAGCUAGGUCAUGGCCAGAAGCCUCAGGCCAAGCAGAGCCAGGGUUCAGAAAGAGAACAAGGACCCCCAGCCCGCAGCCAGGAUCUCAUUCCAAGAAGAGAGGCCUCUAAUCUCCAGAAACAGAGGCAGAGCUCAGAGGAGCCAUCGGAGAAGCUCCCUAGGGUCAGUUCAGUGGUCAGGGAGAAGCUUCAGGAAGUCAUACAAGAGCUGGGUCUGGGCCCCAGGGCUCCACUUCCCAACUCCCUAUCUUGUCCUCGGCAACCCUGGAAGGGCAGUGCUGCCCACAGCCCACAAAAGAUGCCAAUCUCCAGGGAGCUAGGCUUGAGCCCAUACAUAGUGAGGAGGAGGCGGGCAGCUCAGCGGGCUCGUUCACACUUUUCUGGCUCUGUGCUCUCCUAUGUGGGACAUCAGACAGAUCAGACAAUUCCUGGGACACACAGCAGGCUGAAUGUACCCAAUGGGGAUAGCCCCAUGCCAGAUCAUCACACUGCUGCUUUGAAGGUACCAAGGUCUUCUUCCAGGAAGCCUUCACUUCUCCCAGGUCCUCAAGGGAGACCAAACACUGGAGCAGGCAGCAAACGAGGCCAGGCAGAGCCCCAGGGGACCAGGGCAGGCAACAUAGCCUUUCCUCACCAGCCUUCAGUCUCUGCCAGGGCACAGAAACCCACUGUCCCCUGCCUGCCCACCUCAGCAGGCCUGCCCAAGCAGCCACAGCAUCAGCUCCCAGUGUCCUCUGGCUGCCCCUCCCUGUCUUCUCAAUGUAACUACCUUGACACUGAGUCCAGCAGCUCGGAUGAAUUCUUCUGCCACUGCCACAGGCCCUACUGUGAAAUCUGCUUCCAGAGUUCCUCUGACUCUAGUGACAGUGGCACCUCAGAUACUGACCCAGAACCUGCUGCAGGAAUGGCCUCCUGGGAAAAGCUCUGGGCCCACUCCAGCCCCAUCGUGAACUUCAAAGAUGACUUGAGACCCACACUGGUGUGAAAAGCAGCAGAGUUGGCCUUGCCAAAAAGGUCAGUCCAGGUUGAACUGAAGCAAGGCCUUCUAGAAAGAAAAGCAAGGACCUGGCCACUGGGGAGCACUCAGGGCCCUGCAUUCGGCCGGCCCUGACCACGUUUCAGCUGUACGCACUGUAACUCCGAGUACUUCUCAAGCUCUAAGAAGAGGGAUAUUGCUUGUCUCACUACUACCUCAUAGCAUUACUGUCCACAUCUACAGCUGA